Messenger RNA from Ananas comosus (pineapple), 4142 nucleotides. Its product is annotated as LRR receptor-like serine/threonine-protein kinase FLS2. Bases 490 to 3987 code for a protein of 1165 amino acids. Gene Ontology annotation, biological process: protein phosphorylation. The transcript has 2 exons. Lineage: Eukaryota; Viridiplantae; Streptophyta; Magnoliopsida; Poales; Bromeliaceae. The record is from RefSeq and is a predicted model, not a curated record. Gene Ontology annotation, molecular function: protein binding; ATP binding; protein kinase activity.
GGAGUUUCGCUUUAUAUUUCCAAAUGGGUACUGGAUAAAAUCGCUGUGUAUGUCAGAAAAAUUCGAACUUUAAUGGGAUAAACCCAAAAAGGACGCAUCUUUUUAUUUAUUUAUGCAUAUUAUUAUAUCCAGUUUCUACACCAAAUUCGACUUGGGGAUCUGCUAAUCAGCAUUUUGAUUCUUUUUUCCGAAUGGAUUUAACAAGUCCUUUUCUUUUGAAAACCUGUUGCCGUUUUGGUGUUUGAGAUAGCUUAGUUUGUUCUCCAUUUAUUUCCAUGUCGGCUAAACAAUCCAUUUGCGUGGGGCUAAGGAAUCGUAGGAUGAGAAAAACAAAAUGUCCAAUUGUGGUUACUACGCGUUUGAUGUUUUUGGAAAGCACGUUGACUCAAAUUGCCCCAAACUAGAUUUCAAUUAAUGGCGUGUUAUCUAUAUAAGGCUCUCACACUCUCAUUUUUAUUCUGUUCCCAUUGAACUCUUUUUUCUGAGAUUAUGGUACCUCAGAUGAGUACUGUUGUUGCUCUUCUUCUGGGCCUCCUCCUCUGCCAUUGCAGCUUAACAACUGCUCUCUCUAGGCCUUCUGCUUUUGAUGUCCAAUUUGAGGCCUUGAUGGCCUUCAAAUCCGCAAUCUCCGACGACCCGCUCGGCGCGCUGUCCACCUGGACCGCCGCCGCGCACCCCUGCAAUUUUUCCGGCGUGUCCUGCGACCCGUCGACCGACGAAGUAGUAUCCAUCACUCUCACUGAAGCACAACUCGCAGGCACCAUCUCCCCCUUCUUGGCAAACAUAUCCGGCCUGCAAGUCGUCGACUUCACCUCGAACCGCUUCUCGGGCCGGCUCCCUCCCCAGCUCGGCUUCUUGCCGCAGCUCGAAGGGCUCGCUCUUUCCGACAACCUCCUUUCCGGUCCGAUCCCUCGAGAAUUGGGGGAUUUGGAGAAUCUGCAAAUCUUAGAUUUGGCCGACAAUUCAUUCAAUGGAAGCAUUCCUGAUAGCAUCUGCAAUUGCACCCAAUUGUCCGCUCUCAGCCUUGCAUCAAACAACUUGACCGGUACGAUCCCUUUCUGCAUCGGCGAAUUGAUCGAUCUUGAAACAUUCCUGGCUUUCAGUAAUGAAUUGGCUGGCCCUUUGCCUCCUUCCUUUACUAAGCUAGUCAAUUUGAAAACUCUAGACUUGAGCGCGAAUCAGUUGUCGGGAACUCUACCUCCCGAAAUCGGUAACUUUUCGCACUUAGAAAUCCUGCAACUUUUCGGAAACCAGUUCGUCGGCGAAAUCCCUUCGGAAUUAGGUCAGUGCACGAACCUCACUAUGUUGAACAUCUAUAGCAAUAGAUUUACUGGUAGCAUUCCGCCUCAGCUUGGUGAUCUUGUGAAUUUAGAAUCGUUGCGUUUAUAUGACAAUAACUUAUCUUCAACAAUCCCCGCUUCGUUAUCUCGCUGUAGGUCGCUAGUUUCUCUGGGUCUUUCUAUGAAUGAAUUAACUGGGUCGAUACCGUCUGAAUUGGGCACGUUGAGUUCUCUCCAGGUGCUCACGCUUCAUUCGAACCGAUUGACCGGAAGCAUCCCUUCUUCAUUGAUGAACCUGACCAAUCUCGUCUAUUUGUCUCUUAGCUAUAAUUCGUUGAUGGGUCCAAUCCCUUCGAACAUUGGAUCGCUUUCCAAGUUGCAAAGUUUAGUUAUUCAUAACAAUUCAUUUGUUGGGCCAAUUCCCUCGAGCAUCACCAAUUGUUCUCAUCUCACAAAUGCGAGCAUGGCCUUUAACCAAUUUUCGGGGCCUUUACCUAUCGGAUUGGGGAAAUUGCAAAAUCUGACGUUCUUUUCGAUCUCCGAUGGCCAAGUUUCCGGAAAAAUCCCAGAAGAUCUUUUUAAUUGCAAGAAACUUGCUACGUUAAAUCUCGCAGAUAACAAUUUCACUGGGCCACUUAGCCCGAGUAUUGGUAAACUUACUAGCUUAAGAAUAUUACAAUUGCAAGGUAACUCUUUGUAUGGAGCUAUCCCCCAAGAAAUCGGCAAUCUUAGCAUGCUUCUAACGUUAGAGUUCGGUGGGAACAAAUUCUUAGGUCAAAUUCCAUCUACUAUUUGGAAAUUAUCGUCUCUUCAACUACUCAAUCUCGGACAGAAUUCGCUGGAGGGUCCGAUUUCUGAUCAAAUUUCUGAACUAAAACAGCUCACUAUUCUCAAUCUGAGGCUGAAUAGAUUUGUAGGUGCAAUUCCAGAUGCUAUCUCGAAUCUCCAAUUUCUUUCCUUUAUGGAUUUGCAUGGUAACAAAUUCAACGGCUCAAUCCCUCGAUCCAUGAGAAACCUAAAGCAACUAUUGACGUUGGAUCUUUCCUAUAAUAGUUUAAGUGGGUCAAUUCCAGGAGAUGUCAUAUCAAGCAUGCGAGGUAUGCAGAUUUUUCUCAAUUUGUCGAACAAUUUGCUAGCGGGUUCUAUACCGGAGGAAAUCGGAAGCCUCGACAUGGUUCAAGCUAUUGAUUUGUCGAAUAACGGCUUGUCGGGAAGCAUUCCUUCGACACUUAAAGGAUGUAAGAAUUUAUAUUCGCUUGAUUUAUCUGCUAAUAAGCUCUCAGGUGCUUUGCCAACAAGCAUUUUUCCUCAGCUUGACUUGCUUACUAGCUUGAAUCUCUCAUACAACAAGCUCAACGGGGAAAUUCCGAGCAAUAUCGCGGAACUUAAGCAUCUUGUUUCGCUUGAUCUCUCUCGAAAUGAAUUUAAUGGACCGAUUCCGGAGAGUUUGGCUAACAUUACGAGUUUGAGACAGCUCAAUCUUUCCUUCAAUCAAUUUGAAGGCCCAGCUCCAAAAGGUGGCAUUUUCAAUAGCUUAAACAUAUCGAGUUUGGCCGGCAAUUCGGGGCUCUGUGGCUCAAAAUUCUUCUCUUCUUGCCGCAAGAAGUCUCAUCAAUUUUCCAAGAAGAUGCUUAUCAUUGUAAUCACAUUAUCUUCUAUUUCAUUACUCUUGCUAUUGGUGCUUGUGGUUUUAUUUUGCUACCGGCGACGAUAUAAAAACAAAAAGAGUGACGAGCUUGGCUAUAGAAAUGAACCUCCAAUUGUUGUGUGUCUGAAAAGAUUCACACGUAGUGAGUUAGAAAUCGCCACCAAUUCCUUUAGCAAAGACAAUGUGAUUGGCAGUAGCAAUUUGAGCACGGUGUACAAAGGCCGGCUCGAAGAAGCGAAGCUCAUAGCGGUGAAGAAGCUGAACUUGGACCAGUUCCCCAUCCAAUCCGAAAAGUGCUUCUUCACGGAGCUAAAGACGUUAAGCCGUUUGCGGCACAAGAAUCUGGUUAAGGUGGUCGGAUAUGCUUGCGAGACGACAAAGCUCAAGGUGCUAGUCCUCGAAUUCAUGGAGAAUGGGAACUUGGAGAGUGCCAUCCAUGGUAGUGAAGAAGAUCGAUCAAAGUGGACAGUGUACGAGAGGCUGAGGAUAUGUACUGAUGUUGCGAACGGGCUUGUUUAUUUACAUUCCGGAUAUGAUUUUCCUAUUGUUCAUUGUGAUCUUAAGCCGUCGAAUGUUCUUCUCGAUGGAGAUUGGGUAGCCCACGUGAGUGAUUUCGGCACAGCUCGAAUGUUGGGUGUUCAUUUAUUAGAUUCUACCAACCAGCAAUCCACGUCUUCAGCUUUCCAAGGCACUAUCGGCUACAUGGCACCAGAGUUUGCGUACAUGAGGACUGUGACGACAAAGGUAGACGUAUUCAGCUUCGGAAUACUUAUGAUGGAGCUAUUCACCGGGAGAAGGCCGACAGGGACGAUCGAGGAGAACGGCAUGCCAUUAACCUUGCAGCAAUUUGUCGAAAAUGCACUCACGAGUGGACUUGGAAGAGCGCUCGAAAUAGUAGAGCAGGAUAUGAUCCUCAGGACACAAAUGGAAGAAGAUAAGGUUGUAGGUGUUCUAGAAUUGGCUCUGUCAUGCACCCGGAUCUCCGCGGAGGACCGACCGGACAUGAACGAGGUUCUCUCUUCGCUUCUGAAGCUGCGCAAAGAUGACGAUAAUUGCUAGACCAUUUUGGUGUGCUUUUCUUGGCAUUUUGAUAAAUCAUAGUGGCUAUAAUGCUCAAGGUGCAUAGAUUGCUGUAAGCUUUAUAUUCGAAUGCCGCCGCCGUAAAUUUAAAGUUUUGAAUUUGGAAGUAAAGUGAAUCCAUUGUCUUUCCUGUG